Molecule: messenger RNA, 1061 nt
Organism: Rhopilema esculentum
Lineage: Eukaryota; Metazoa; Cnidaria; Scyphozoa; Rhizostomeae; Rhizostomatidae
Biological process (GO): multicellular organism development; cell differentiation
Cellular component (GO): extracellular region
Molecular function (GO): protein binding
Source: RefSeq, a predicted model, not a curated record
CAGUAUUUCGAAGACAGAAUUUACCAAAGAUCGUUUAUCUUUGCUCGAGCAAUAGACGAAAACAUGGUUUUGGGUGAAUUUUUAGCACUGGCUUUUCUUCUGCAGUUUACUGGAGCCAAAGUUUUGUCACCUCAAGAUGUGGGAAAACAAUGUCGUUUGAGUUUAUAUUCGCCAGAAAAUGGUCGCAUUGAUCAGUUGGUAGAAACACAACCAGGACAGUUCACUGCAAGCUUCGAAUGCAAUAAAGGUUAUCGAAUGAUUGGUGAUGAAAAAAUUAACUGCAUCAACGGACGUUGGGCUUCUCGUGUACCUUGGUGCAAAUCCUUGUGCCUUUUUGUUCAAUGUGAGGAGGGACAGAAAUGCAUCAUCGAUGAAAAAACAGCGAAGACGAAGUGCGUUUGCAAAAACAUCUUUGAGUGUCCCUUUGAAUACAAACCGGUUUGUGGAUCUGACCAUACAACCUAUGCAAGUAAAUGCAUAAUGGGAAUGGCUGCCUGCUCCAAAAAGCAACAGAUUAUCACUCUUGCCAAUGGAACGUGCCCGAAAGACAUUUUCGAAGACGUUAGCUGCGGUGAAUGUCCGAGAAUCAGGAUCUGUCAAGCGUUGUAUAACAGCGAUUACGCAUUUCUUGGCAAACUGAGGUCAUUCGAACAAACAGCAGAUGGAAUCUACCUCAAUUUCAAGAUCUUGGAACUCUACAAAGUCGCAGGAGCAGAAGGCACAAACACAAAAUCGAUGACAAUAUUCAAGAAGAAACAAAACAACGACUGUAACUGCGUGCCAUUGAUUCCGAAAGGGAAGGCCUAUGUGUUCGGGAAAGUUGGCUUGGAUUCGACUGGGAAGAAAACGCCUACUUUUGAUGAGGAAACGUUUGUCGAAAAGUUUUACGCACACAAGCAGAUGUCUCUCUGUUGGCUAAUUUGAGCUUUUUACGAGUGCUUAUAGAAUAAGUUUGAUCCUGAGUGUUUUUUGACAUGUAGUUGCCAUGCUUUUGUCUCAUCAUAUGUUUAUCUUUGUCAGCUCUUAUGUUUAGAUUUUUAUUAAAAAGAUGCAUAGUUAAA